ACCGGUGGCCUAGAUCUCUCAUGGACCUCGCUGUGAGGUCCAUUGGCACACUGCAAGAAUCAUCGAGAUAUUUUUGGCGAUCUCCGACCUCGACGAUGCAAAUUCUCCUCGAGGCUGAAUGCGAUGGAUGACCGACGAACCUGCCGCCCAUGAGCCGCGAAGACAGAAACUGUUCCUGCCCAGCACCGGGCCCGCUUGCCGGAAUGUGCCGGACAAGAGCAGCACCAGCAGCAGCAGCACGAGAGGGAAGAAGCGUGCCCGCGACGGGUGUCGAGCAGGCCUCCACCGGGCGGCUACAAAAGGCACCAUGGCCGGAGUUACCACGUCGGUGCAUCGAGAGCACUGGGAUUGGGAUGGGGAUGAGACGAGGGCGCCAAUCCAGGUGGCGGCCACGACUUUUUCCAAUAUUCUCACCACAGUCCAACUGCCAAAGCAGAGCAGGUCGUUCUCGGCGGACAGACAGCCUGUGACUGGAUUCUCGACCUCUUCGGAGUCGGUUGGGGUGUCCGGUACAAUGUGCUUGGGAUUUUGA
Molecule: messenger RNA, 532 nt
Organism: Marchantia polymorpha subsp. ruderalis
Lineage: Eukaryota; Viridiplantae; Streptophyta; Marchantiopsida; Marchantiales; Marchantiaceae
Source: the annotation of a GenBank genome assembly